AUGGCUCCAAAGCGCAAGGCCGCUGCUGCUGCAGCAGAAGCAGCACCUGAGGACCCCCCUGCCGAGCUGGCUGCACCCAAGCGGAGAAAGACUAGCGUUGCCAAGCCCACGAAGACUACAACCACUGCCAAAAAGCCGGCACCGAGGAGCCGUAAGAGUGCCGCCGCGGCCGUAAAGGAGCCAAAGCCCGCAAAGGAGGCAAAGCUCGUAAAAGCAGCAAAGCCGCCGGCGCCGAAGGCUGCGGCUGCGAGGAAGGGGCGCGCGUCGGCUGCUGCUGCUGCUGAUGUCAGCGCUAACAAAGCGGCCACGUCAGCGCGCUCAGCCAAGCGGGCCAAGCUGGCGCCCUUGGCAGUGGUGCAAGAGGACACCGGCCUGCCGCCUGUGGAGCACCCUUCCCACCUCAAGGCAUGCACCUGUUCAUCUCAACACAUGGUGGCAGGGGAGAUGUUUGUAUUAGGAGAGGGUGACUGCGGGCAGCUGGGCAAGGGGGAAGAUGUUGCGGACGCACCUCGGCCCGCGCCGUCUCCAAUUCCUGGCAAGCUGGUGGUCCAGGUGGCGGCGGGGGGCAUGCACAGCGUGGCGCUCACCCCUGAGGGGGAGGUCUGGACCACGGGGGUGAAUGAUGAAGGCGCUCUGGGACGCGAGACAGGUGGAGAACUGUGGGAGCAGUCAGGACUGGCAAAAGGGAACGCCUCGGACGCCAACACCUGGGGCCCUGUCAGCAUCCCCUCUACCCACUGCAAGGUCGUCCAAAUUUCUGCUGGCGACAGCCACACGGUGGCGCUGACUCAGCAGGGCGCCAUAUGGGCGUGGGGUACUUUCCGCGACAGUUCUGGCGUGCUCGGCUUCUCACCCUCCGAGCGCAUCGCCCUGCUGCCCACCCUCGUGCACGAGCCUGUGACCGCGGAUGAACAGGCGCUCAAGAUCGCCUCAGGCGCGGAUCACGUGAUGGCGCUGACCCGCGGCGGCGCGCUGAUGUCAUGGGGCAACGGGCAGCAGGGGCAGCUGGGCAGAGUGGGCAGCCGCAUGCGCAACCUCAAGGAUACACUCCUGCGCCCGCACCCCAUCCCAUUCACCCGCCGCAUCCGCAACAUCGGCGUCGCCAAGGUGGAGGAUUUUGCAUGCGGUACGUACAGUAGCUUUGCGCUGGCGGCGGGCGGCCACGUCUUCGCUUGGGGCCUCAACAACUACGGCCAGCUCGCCCUGCCCGGCCAGGUGCCGGUCCCUGGUCCAGUGCUGGUCAAAGCGCUGGAGGGGAGGGAGGUAACGCUGGUCAGACCGGGGCAGCACCACACCCUUUUCCUGACAGCUCAGGGUGAAUUACUAAGCGCCGGGCGGCCCACCUACGGCCGCCUCGGCCGCGCGGGGCUCAACAUUGCGUCGGACGAAGCCGUCCCCGAGCCCGGGACUGUGGAGAUUGAAAAUGCUGGCGGCAUUGUCGGCCUCGCAGCAGGGCUGGCGGUGAGCGGGGCGUUUGACGGCAGCGGCAAGGCGUGGAUGUGGGGCUUUGGCACCAACAGCCAGCUGGGCAAGGGCAACGACGAUGGCGACGAAGAGCUGCCGCACAUGCUGGCAGAGACCAAGCGCUUCAGCGGCCGAAAGGUGGUACAGCUUGAGUUCGGCGGCCAGCACGCUCUCCUGCUGACAGUGCCGGCAGUAGGCAAUGCCGCGGCUGCCCCGGCCGCCGCCGCCGCCGCUGCAGCGGCAGCCGCCGCGCCGGCGGAAGCUGCUCCAAAGGAGGGGGAAGCUGCCGCAACGGGGGCGGAGGGCGCGAAGCCGAACGAAGGGGGAGUGGUGGAAAAGGAGGAGCCAAUUCUGGCGGAGGAGGGGCCGGCGCCGGCGGCGGAGGAAGCUGCGGAUGAAGCUGCGCCGAUGGAGGUUGGCGAUGCUGCGCUGCAGACAGAGGAAGCUGCGCAGGCGGCUGCGCAGCCCGCCGCCAAUUUGGCGCCUCCGACCGUUAUUGUCAAGAAGGCCAAGGCCCGGGCAAUAGCCAGAGGCAAGGGUGCCAAUAAGAAGAAGAAGGAGGCCGAUCCCCGGCCAGAGGAGAAUGAUGCUGAUGCCACUGCUCCAGAACCCGCAACAGCAGGAGAUGCUGCCACUGCCGAAGAUGCAGCACAUCCGGUGGCAAACGGUGUCCAGCCAGAAGAGGCAGAUGCAGCCGCUUCAGCCGCUGCGGAGCCUGCGCCAGAGCCGGCAGCGGAAGCUGCGAUGCCGGGCAAUGAAGCUGUGCCGAUGGAGGUCGGGGAAGCUGCGCCGGCAGCAGAGGAAGCUGCGCUCGCACCCAAGGAAGCUGCUGCAGAAGUUGCGCCACCGGCUGCCGCGAUCAAGAAAGCAAACGGCCGUGCUGCUGCCAGAGGUGCAAACGGCGCCAAGAAGAGGAAGGCGGCGGAUGCUUUGGACCAAGCACUGGCUGCCUCUGAGCCAGAAGCUGCAUCAGACAAGGAAGCUGCCUCAACAGGACUGGACGGGGUUGCAACGGAUGCAGCAGCACCUGUGGACAAUGUGCAGCAAUCUGACGUGGACGCUGUAGCAGAUGCUAUGGCACAAGACGCUGCGGUGCCGUUGCCAUAG
Messenger RNA from Coccomyxa subellipsoidea C-169, 2571 nucleotides. Its product is annotated as RCC1/BLIP-II. Lineage: Eukaryota; Viridiplantae; Chlorophyta; Trebouxiophyceae; Coccomyxaceae. The record is from RefSeq and is a predicted model, not a curated record. Gene Ontology annotation, cellular component: cytoplasm. Bases 1 to 2571 code for a protein of 856 amino acids. The transcript has 15 exons. Gene Ontology annotation, molecular function: guanyl-nucleotide exchange factor activity.